CAUGAUAUAUAUGACUGAAUUGUGCAAUUGAAAUGUUUCCUCUUGGCAUGAAUAUAGCCCCUGCUGCUGACAUGGCAUUAAAUGAUAAAUAAAUAAAUCACAACAUGUUAUAUGUAAGAUAAUAUAUGUAUUAUAAUGGAUUUAUAAUCUGCUAUAAUAUGGCGGUCGUUUUGGACCAGGAACACAAAACUACCUAUCAUGAAAUGAACACAACAGGAGGGUAAAUGCUGUGUUUCCAGGCUACAAUGGCAGUUAGUGUAACGUGUUAUGUAGUGUUUCAGGCAACGACAUGGCUUCAGCUAAGUCUCACAAAGGCAUGAGUAAUGCUGAAUGGCUUGCGCGUCUGGAGAGUUUUGCCCAAACAGGAGUUUGGCCAUCUACGCAGGGGAAUAAACCUUCUCCCCAACAAAAAAGAUGGCAUGAGUUGUAUCAGAAGAUAGAAAAGUGCCCUCUGCAAAUGAGGGGACAGACCACUCUUCUGAAGGAAGCUCAGACAUGUAUUUGUGGAUUUCACAAGGUUCAUCCACCAGUCACAGUGGAAGCAUCACAGAGCACCCCGACCCAAAGCACACCCUCUGUCAGUGAUGUGUCAUGUGCUGCAAAGAGAGCUAAACUAACAUUGUCAAUGUUUGAAAAGUCAAGGUUUGGAGGCUCACAUGUGGCAGCAGCAAAACCUAAUUUGAGCACCCAGAGGAAAACCUCUCAGAUGUUAGAGCACUCCAGUUCAGCUGCAGUUUCAUGUCCACCCUCUGAUCCUCAUCCUUCUCCAUCCCCCAAACCUCAUCAGCCUGUCAUCCAGUCCUCCUCUUCCUUCUUCCUUCCUCCACCUCAGAGUUCACAACGCAUCAAAGAAACAGCAACGCCAUCAACUGUUUCUGAGAAUACUGUUGUGAGGAGCCCAGUCGAAUCUCAGCCAGAAGAUCUCCCCCUUCUGUGGCCACAGACAAUGCCACAGCAAGACCAGAAGUGGGUGUCGGAAGUACUUUUUAGGGUUGGUGCAAAGGGAAAGCUGGAGCUGCGUGAAAACCUACAGUUGUGGUAUCACCCCCCACCACCAGCCCUGUUGUACCACCAAGCUCCAACACCUGAUAGGUUUUUUUCACAGUGUCUCUUGCUCUGGAUGCCAUAUAAGCUGUGGAAGGUGCGGUUCCAGUGUACUAACCCUGCCUGUGCCACGCAACAGCUGUGUGGUGGUGGACUGCACAGGAGGGUACGACAGGUGUUAGACAUUGACAGAUACUACAACCUGGUGACAGAGACCCUGAUCUGCACCAGGUGUAGAACCAGCUACCUGCCCUGGAGUCAUGCUGUGCUGCAGCAGUUGGACCUGGCCCAUCGAUCUGAAUUCAGGGUCAUCCUCACACGCAAGUAA
Carassius carassius (crucian carp) is the source of this 1372-nucleotide messenger RNA. RefSeq lists its product as uncharacterized. The coding region runs from base 290 to 1372 and encodes 360 amino acids. The transcript is spliced from 6 exons. The record is from RefSeq and is a predicted model, not a curated record. NCBI's taxonomy places the organism in Eukaryota, Metazoa, Chordata, Actinopteri, Cypriniformes, Cyprinidae.